AUGUCUGGACAAGAUGAAACCAAGAGUCUGAAGGAGAAGGUGCUGUCAAUUCUGCCAACGCACGACUCCUCCAGGACGAAAGACUUCGAUAACCAAUCCGUGAGAACAUUUGAUGAUGCAUCUUCUAAAGGUUCAAGGGCGAGAGCAACAAGUCAAACAGCGUCAAUUCCAUACAACGGUAUUCUUGCACCUGAGAGAGACCUAUUCAGAAAUAUUGACCAUUCCCAGGAGAUCAGUGCUUUGGCAGUUGCUGCCGCGGCAAAGGAUAUGCCAAAUAAGGAGUUCAAUGGAGGAUUUUGA
Penicillium waksmanii is the source of this 300-nucleotide messenger RNA. RefSeq lists its product as uncharacterized. The record is from RefSeq and is a predicted model, not a curated record. Bases 1 to 300 code for a protein of 99 amino acids. NCBI's taxonomy places the organism in Eukaryota, Fungi, Ascomycota, Eurotiomycetes, Eurotiales, Aspergillaceae. The transcript has 2 exons.